Molecule: messenger RNA, 2685 nt
Organism: Lingula anatina
Lineage: Eukaryota; Metazoa; Brachiopoda; Lingulata; Lingulida; Lingulidae
Source: RefSeq, a predicted model, not a curated record
CUUGGUAAAUAGUAAGGGGCUGUCAUGUUGACUUUUUGAGAAAAAUCUUCAACAUUUAAUUCAAGUUUGAAUUAUGUUUUUAUAUGUACUAAUUAAAUAACGGAAAAUGUUAUUCAGAGCAAAUCCUCGGACAUGUGUACUCUGCUGACGUCGAAGUCCGCUUUGACAAGGUAUUUUCAAAUGACAUACAUGUAAGCUGGUCCUGUUCAUUUAUUUCGCCAGUUUUAUUAAUGAUAGGAAUUAAUAGGAAUUAAUCUCGUUCCAUUUUCAUGUCGAUUUGACAACAUACAGGUAAAAGCUCAAAUAUUGCUCCAAAAUUUAUCAGAAAUGAUUUUACAGCUGUAGCUCUAAUACCAGAAACAAAUAGAAUAGGAGCAAUAAUAGUAAUAAUAUAGUAUUAUAGAUGUUACCAAAACAACACCUAAAAACAACCGUUUUAAAAUGUUUUUACAAUGAUUUGCAAGAAAAAGAGGGGACGCGUUUUUGUCACGCGUGAACUGAAGUUAUUCAUCAAAAUGAAUACAAACGAUACACUUUGAUAACCUGUAUUUCUGGUGCAUUGUACUAGUCUGUGUUAAUGGAGGAACUCAGGGCGAGAGAUUAUAAAAAACUGCCAAAUACCAGGCUCAGGAUAGUAGAGCCUAUCAAUCGCCUUUGCUAACCGUGCCCCAGAGAGACUUCACGUGACAGGACACGCAAUGAGCGACGUAGACAAACAUGGGGCAUGGUCUUCAUUUGUCAUCUUCUUAACAUCAUGCAAACUUUCUUCCAGCAUUAAGAUAACAAUGCUUGGCUGGUUUUCGGGAUGUUAUCAGCCCGAUCUUGUGCCCAAGCUUUUUGCUUUUCUUCUUGAACUGUAUGAACUUCGCACAACCUCGGGUAUAAGUUAAAAGUCAGUGUUCAACUCGAAGAGAAAUGAAAAUGUCUUGAUCCAGGUGUGUCGAAGCUAAGCGUCAAGCCCGGUAAAGGACCGCUUGAAUCAGCAGGUGAUUUUGGCGACAUUAACUCGUUCUGCUCUCUUAUUUGCAACAAAGGCAACAUGUCGUUCCAGACACAAGUUUUUCUUAUUGCACUAAUGUGUUUGUGUAUGGGUAACCAAAAGUCGACGUGUACCCCGUAUGCCCUACGCGAGGACAGUUCUCGGCGUCUUAAGAGACAGGUCAUCAAUGCAGACUCCCAAGAUGAGUUUCAGUCAGUGUCUUCCCUUGCUCAGCGUCUGCCUGCUUUAGCAACAACACCACCUUCACCAGUAGGGUCAGGAAUAGAAUUCAGCUGUGAUAAGGACCCCAGCAACAGCUCUAUCCUCCUAAACGCAGCAGAAUUUUGCAAGAAGUGCAUUGAGACAAGGAACGGAGUCGGUUAUUAUGAAGACCCCUGCGACUGCCGUAACUACUUGCAAUGCGACCGGGACGCCGACUUGCGAAUUGUGGCCAAACGCCGCCAGUGCGCGCCAGGAACGCUUUACGAGAACCCAGUAUGCGUCAGCUGUGCAGCCGCGUCGUGCUCGCAGUCAUUGGCGCCUAGUCCUAAAUGUCCGAAAGAAUUGAAAAAUGGGAAGGACUGGCCUCCAACCGACCAUUGCCACAGUGCGGAGGACCUCAUAAAUACAGACACGUGCUGCUGUCUUGGCGGUUUUUCAUACUGUCCUCACGUCAAUCUGGUCACAGAGUACUUCCUGAAGCCUGUCUACAACUGUGAGCCUGGAGUGACAAAAUGUGACAAAACUUGCUGUCAGAAAUCGUGUGGGAAGGGAGCAGCGUUUGACCCCAGCGUCUGUAGAUGUGUAUCAGUUCGUGGAGCAAUAGGCGUCUUCGACUUCGAGCAACGUAAUAUAUCAAGAAAAAGUGAAUUUUUGAGUAAAGUUCUCUUUUACCCGGCGGACAACAACCGCGUCAGCUUAGCAGAAAAAUCGACGGCUCCGCAGGAGGUAAAACAUGGACAAAAUUCUGCUAUGUUUAUUGGACGAGGAGGAGAUUUAGAAAUACCUAGAUUCAAUAACUAUUACUGGGGGCAUGAUGUUAGUAUUACUUUUUGGUACCGCCGCCAGGCAGCGCUGGAGUUAGUGGAGAGAGAGCUCCUGCAUAAUGGUGACUGUGAACAAGAUCCUUCUAUUCGUUUUGCAAGCCGUCCGUCCGAGUUGUUAGGCCAAUUUCUUGUUGUGACGAAUAGAGGCCCGCCAAAAAGAACAGAUUUAAAAUUUACAAACCUUGGAAAUAACGAGUACCUGGGAGUGGUGUUUGUUUACAACGGCAGGAAUUUGACUGUGUACGUCAGAAGAGAAAACAACGACGUAGAAGUGCAAUCUGUGUACAGCCCUGGAAACAUACCGUCCACCUUAGCUCCUCUAAGCUUAGGGAAAGCAUUGAAAUGCCCUGAUAAUGCCUCUGGUGAUAAGCCUAUCACCCAAACGGGAAAUUUCCUCGGCCAUGUAGACGAUUUACAGAUCUACGACAGGAGCCUGACACUGGAUCAGAUACAAAGGAUAUGGACAGGGGAGACGGAUAUCCGCGGUAUAGCCUGAUAUGACGUCACUAGAAGAAUAUAUUUUUUUAUUGGACAGCGACCCACCUCCUUUUUUUGUUACGUCUGUGACAGUCAUUAUUUAGACAUAAAACCAGUGCCAUCUUAUCUGGCUUUGUCCACUUGUCAGCAAAAUAUGAAUAAAUGAAUGGUGGGAGUAAUACA